Solanum pennellii is the source of this 576-nucleotide messenger RNA. RefSeq lists its product as uncharacterized. The transcript is spliced from 2 exons. Lineage: Eukaryota; Viridiplantae; Streptophyta; Magnoliopsida; Solanales; Solanaceae. Bases 94 to 354 code for a protein of 86 amino acids. The record is from RefSeq and is a predicted model, not a curated record.
UGAUAAAUGAUAUAGGUGGUUCCAGUGUGUUGUGUCAUGGGCAUGACUACAAUUUUGAUACCAAAAACAGGUGAUUGAAAGAGAAACCAAAACAUGGGGAAGAUGACAUUCAGAGUAGUUAUAGCGAUUUUAGUACUACUCUUACUUUACUACGUCGGCCGGCCUCUCUACUGGAAAAUCUCCGCCACCGUUCACGAUAUCCGCCACAACAAGCAAACCGUCUCCGGAGGAUUUUCACAAAUUGUUCAGGCAGCUCAGAAUUCAGUCAGCUGGUUCCACGAUGAGUCCGAUUCAGGAGUGCUUGACGUUGGAAUCGCGGCAGCAAGGAGGAUUGUUCUUCGUAAGGUUUUGUAAAGCAUUUUAAAAUGUUACUUUCAUGUGUCAAGACUGUCUCUAGUGGUUAAUAUAGAUCCUUGAAUAAACGUGUUAUAGUUGUGGAGACUUUCAAACUUUUGAAGUUUCUGCAAUUGUUGCUACACCUUGUACUAAUUUCAGUCCAUAUCAGAAUAUCAAACAAUCAAAUUGUCUGUAUAUUUCUCUUGAUCCUGCUAAAAUACUUUGAUCCCACUUACUAGA